AUGGAUGCAACGGACGAUCAAGUCCGCUUACUGCGGCAUGUGGAAGGUUUGGUCAAGAAGGUGCCGGGCAAUCUCGUGUGCGCCGAGUGUCCCGAACGACAUCCGACAUGGGCGUCGUUGAUCCAACCGGCCGUCAAGGGCGGAUCGCGAAUGGGCGUCUUUGUCUGCCAGCAGUGUUACCAACAUCAUUAUGCACUUGGGCGAUCCUUGUGCGAAGUCAAGAGUUUGAGUCUGGCGAGUGAAUGGGCGUCUGACGAUUUGGAUAUUUUGGCCAAGACGGGCAAUCAAGUCGUCAAUUCCAUUUAUGAGGCGAGUGAAGGAUGGGAAGACGAGAAGGAAAUCAUCACCUUUGACAAAGACCAAGAAUCCAAGUUGCGACUCGCCUACAUCAAAAACAAAUACCACGAACGCAAAUACUUUUCCGAAGACAAAUUCAAUGAAAUACAAGUGGGUUUGUCACCCAUUUUUCAAAAGAUUUUGGAUCGGAAAAAUGGCACUAACAACAACAACAACAAUCCGCAAGAGGCGGAUGCCGUGCCGCCCACACCACGGAAAAAGAAUCGAAGACGCUUCAGUCUGACGGGUGGAGUCUGUAAGAGUCUGACUCCAGACGUGUUGAAACCAACCAAGAAAAAGCAACAACAACAACCAGAAAUGAUUGAUCCAGCCAUUGGAGCCACACCCAAGCGAUCCAGUCAAAAAGGAAAGGCACCACCCAGUUUGGCCAUUCUCAUUGCCGAUACGACAAACACUGCCAAAUCGAGAGCGUCGUCUCCGCUCAGUCAGGGAGGAAUCUCCAUUCCCGAAACACCGCGGCGACGAGGACGACGAGCCAGUAGUAACAACAACGAACAUGAAAAUGAUACUGCCGGUCAGCAGAAACGUCCUUUGGCGAUUGAUCUGGAUGACGCAACGACGGACAGUCGCGACGACAAGCAAAAAAGUCCCUUGGAGGAAGCUGAAGAAAAGUCCGUGGGCGCUCGUCAAAUGCUAGGAUUAAACGGCAAGACGCCGUCGGAACGCAGUCUAGUAGUAGGAUCGAGUAACUCGACCAAACGUCGAUCUCUGGAAGGAGAACGAUCGGCUUCCGUUCGCAAUGUGCACGACGACGACAGUCGCCGCGGCAUGUUGUCCAAAUCAUCCUCUCACCGAGAUCUCAAUGAUGACAAUUCCAGUCAUCACCAUCGUCACAUGAUGAUGCAAAUGCCGACUCACUACAACAACAACCAAAACAAUUCGCAGCGUCCGCGAUUGGGACGACGAUCCUUUUCGCAUCGCGACAUGGAUGAAGAUGGCAGUCACAAGAGUCAUUUGAGUCGUCGUCGAGAAUCACUGGUCCACAACAACAACAAUAAACGUCAAUUGUCACGGCGCAGUCUUCUCGCAGCCAAUAAGUCUCCCUCGGAUCGCAAUGUGUCUUCGAAAUCCAUGCGAGAGCAUCGGACCGUGGAUCGAUCCAUUAGUCGAUCGCGCGAUGGUACACGCAAUAAUAAUAAUGCUAUUCCGAGUGGAUCGCUGAGAGGUGCUCGACGCACGACAUCCAACGAUGGAAUGGAGGGAUCGCUGAGAGGAUCUCGACGAACCAAAUCCUUUGAAUCACUGGAGGGGUCAUCCAUGAGAGGAUCGCGACGAGGAGCUGGUGGUGAUGCGUUGGAAGGAUCCGUAAGAGGCUCUCGUCGAGCUGGUGCUGAGCCAUUGUUGGAAGGAUCCGUGAGAGGAUCUCGUCGAGCAGCAGGCGAUGCUUUGGAGGGAUCCGUAAGAGGCUCUCGUCGAGCUGGUGCUGAGUCAUUCGAGGGAUCCAUGAGAGGAUCGCGACGUACUGCAGGUGAGGCAGUUGAUGGAUCUGUCCGAGGCUCUCGUCGAACAGCCGCAGAGCCAUUGUUGGAGGGAUCCGUGAGAGGAUCUCGUCGAACAGCCGCAGAGCCAUUGGAUGGAUCUGUCCGAGGCUCUCGUCGAACAGCCGCAGAGCCAUUAGAUGGAUCUGUCCGAGGCUCUCGCCGAACAGCCGCAGAGCCAUUAGAUGGAUCCUCGAAUGGAUCCGUGAGAGGCUCUCGUCGAACAGCCGCAGAACCCUUAGAUGGAUCCGUGAGAGGCUCUCGUCGAACAGCAGAGACAUCGCUCCGAGGAUCCACCGCCCGAGUACGAGAUCGAAUGGAUUCGUCAGGGCGGAAAGAACGACGCAUGCUAGAUGGCUCGGGGCGACGUGAACGAACGGCAGAGACAUCGUCGCGACGCGAACGAACCAAAUCAGGUAGUGCAUCACGACCCAGGCGUAGGUCCAUUUCUCCCCAACCCAACGAGGAACCUGAUAUGAAUUGGCAACAAAAACCGUCUUCGCCAAACUCCAAACGACGAGCGAAAAGCAAAGAUCAUGAUCCGCUCGGUAGAGGUUCAGACCACAGUAAACGGCGCUCCCGGAGCAGCCUCAAAGAUGAUCUCAAAAAGAGCUCGGACCACGUACGAAAAUCUGGCGGUGGCACUAGAAGAGUCAACCGGAGAGAAAGAACCACAACCGCCCGAAAAAGCAAGUCGCCUUCCAGACGAAAAACCAUUUCGAUUGAUAUUCCUCGGGAUGAGGAACAAGCAGACGGCAAGUGGAAAACGCCCAAGCGUUGUGGCACCACAGGAGGUCUCAUGGACGACAGAUCUGACCCAACUGGGCUCCGACGAAGCCCGAUGGACGCAAGUGCUGGUUCCAACUGUAGUGACAGCAACGAAAAACGAUCCAGCGGUGGCAGCAAGUCUUCCGUUCAACGUACCAAGAGCAAACAAAAGUCAUCUUCCAGUGACAAGCUAAAGAAACGAAUCAGCGAGCCACUCCGUGAUUCUUCGGAAGGUAAAGGGGGCAAGAAAGGCACCUCUCGAGUCAGACGUUCUAAGUCUGAUCCCCUCGGAGAGAGUUCUACAGAUGAUGAUGAUACGGAUAGCGAACCUGAAAAGAGAUCAUCACGAGACGACAAGAAACCAAUGAAGACGACACCGUCCAACAAACAGUUGAACAUGAGGCCAUCGAGCAAGAAAGUGAUGCGCAGUAAUUCGACGAGCAAACUUGUUGACAGCGAGUUGGAAACAGAAACCGAGAGCAACGCGGAAAAAGCCAACAUCAAGCAGAACGGUCGAAAAGAACCGUCGUCUCGCCCAAUCUCGCGUAGCCAAUCUGCCAGCAGCCUCGGUGACGAUGGUGUGAAAAAGUCCGGUCGGAGAGGCAAGAAAAAAGACGAGAAGAAAAGUAGCGGCAAGUAUAAGCACCUUGACAGCAGUGUAGGAUGCUUGGGAGCGCUGAUUGUUGGUAGUCGGGAAGGAAAUUGCAACGGCAUCGGCAAGAACGCUGCUGCCGACGCGGUUCGAGCAGCGGCGGCAGGAAGGAGCCCAAUAAGGAAGAGUUCAACAAUGACGGCACUUGAUCUACUGGCAAUGAAUGAAACUCCCAGUAAGCGGGCAUCGGCUGUAUUCGAUCUCAAGAACUACAACUACAAGAAUGCCAUGGUCAGUCAGUGGAUCAAGUUGCCAAAAGCGGACGAAGAGGACGAGACUGCCUCGAAGGAUAAGGAUGACACCUCGGAACCAAAAUUGAAGAAGUCGCUACCUUCCAGGAGUUCUGUGAUUGUCAAUCCUCUUUUGACCAUGGCGGUUCCGACACCAACAAGCAUCGACAAACAGGCGGACGCUAAAAGUGGAUUGAAGCGUCAUGCGAUUCCAAAACGUCAAAAGUCAUCCCCAGCCCCAGGAACCAAGACGGCAGCGAAGAAACCAGUGAUUGAUAAAAUGAAGCAAGAUAGCUUUGAGGACGCCGUUGUCUCUCAAUGGCUCAAGGCUUAA
Molecule: messenger RNA, 3819 nt
Organism: Seminavis robusta
Lineage: Eukaryota; Bacillariophyta; Bacillariophyceae; Naviculales; Naviculaceae
Source: the annotation of a GenBank genome assembly